Cynara cardunculus var. scolymus (artichoke) is the source of this 1245-nucleotide messenger RNA. Its product is annotated as probable polygalacturonase At3g15720. NCBI's taxonomy places the organism in Eukaryota, Viridiplantae, Streptophyta, Magnoliopsida, Asterales, Asteraceae. The record is from RefSeq and is a predicted model, not a curated record. Gene Ontology annotation, molecular function: polygalacturonase activity. The coding region runs from base 1 to 1245 and encodes 414 amino acids. The transcript has 10 exons. Gene Ontology annotation, biological process: carbohydrate metabolic process.
AUGGCGUUUCCGACUAUUCAGUUGGUUUUGGUGUUGCUAGGAUGCAUGCUAUCCACUUCUUUGGGUGCUACUAGUCUCUCAGGAAUCAGUCUUGCAUCAACCUCCAUUUUCGAUGUGAUGAAAUAUGGCGCUAAAGGAAACGGAAAAACCGACGACUCCCCCGCUUUUAUGAAGGCAUGGAAGGCGGCAUGCCAGGCGCCAUCAAGUGUUAGGAGGAGUAUAUUAUUGAUACCGGCAAAGAGGACGUUUUUAUUGAGGCCUAUUUCUUUCAAUGGCCCAUGUAAGCCCUCCACUAUCUACGUACAGGUGUCGGGAAACAUUGUUGGUCCAACCAAGAAAACCGAUUGGAUCGGUUCUCACAUCGACACAUGGCUAGAGUUUACGAGGGUGAAUGGUCUUACAGUCAGUGGCAACGGACGAAUAGAUGGUCAAGGUCCUAUUUGGUGGAAAAAUGCAUGCAUUGGCUCUCCGACGCCCGGUACAAGUUGUCAUGCACCAGCUGCAUUAAUGUUUAAAAGGUGUAAUAGCUUACGACUCAAUGGUUUAACACAUGUAAACAGUCCACGAGUCCAUGUCACAAUAACGGCUUGUAACAAUGUCAUCAUCUCUAAUCUUCGUAUCAUCGCCCCCGAAACGAGUCCAAAUACUGAUGGCAUUAAUAUCGCUAGCUCCACCAACGUUAAAAUACGUGAUUCCAUAAUUGGAACAGGUGACGAUUGUGUUGCUAUUAGCGGAGGUUCAUCUAAUAUCAUGAUUAGCGGUAUCAUGUGCGGGCCGGGCCAUGGUAUCAGCAUCGGAGCGUUGGGGAAUGGAGGAACCGAUGUGGUCGAAAACAUAGAGGUGCGCAAUUGUACCAUGGUAAAAACCUUGGCCGGAGUAAGGAUCAAGUCGUGGCAGGGAGGAAGUGGUUAUGCAAGAAAGAUAUCGUUUAAGGGCAUAAAGUUUGAUGCGGUUUAUAACCCCAUUAUGAUUGACCAAUACUACUGUCCCACCCAAACCAACUGCCGGACCUCUACAUCAGCUGUGAAGAUAAGCGAUGUAACAUUCAGUGGAAUCGUGGGGACAUCAAAAAUGGACAACGUAAUAAAUAUAAGUUGCAGUCGAAGUGUUGCGUGCACAAAUAUUGUAAUGGAUCGUGUGUAUAUGAGCUCAGCAACUCCAGGAAGAAAGGUAUUUGGCACUUGUAUUAAUGCACAUGGUAGAGCUACUCAUGUCAAGCCUUCUUUUAAUUGUCUUAAACGUUAA